Molecule: messenger RNA, 1232 nt
Organism: Linepithema humile (Argentine ant)
Lineage: Eukaryota; Metazoa; Arthropoda; Insecta; Hymenoptera; Formicidae
Source: RefSeq, a predicted model, not a curated record
AUGAAAAAAUCGAAGGUUCUUCUUUUCUUUUACUUAAUGAAAAUGAUUUAAAAAGUAUGGGAUUGAAGAUGGGUCCAGUAAAAAAAAUUUUUAAAUUUAUCCAAGAUUGUUCUUCUUCUCAGAUACAACCAUCUCAAGUAGAUGGAACAUAUGAAGUAGCAGAAAAUGGAGAAAUAAUAUUCUCUUCAGAUUUGCCUAUGGAAUUAGGAACUUCUAUAAAAAUGAAUGUUGAAAGUCCAUCUUCCAGUAGUAAUGCUUCUUCAUCUAUAUCAGCUAUUUCUAGUAAAAAUAAGGAAUCUACAAUAUCCAAAAAUAAUUUUUCGCGUUUCAAAACAAUUCAUGAGACUCUUUUGAAGCAUCCUCAAGGUACUAACAUUUUGAAAGCCAUAAAUGGCAUAUUCACAGAAGAUGAUAGACAAAGCCUCGUGAGGAUUUUAACAUCCGAGUUAGUAAAAGUUCAUGGAGAUAAUUAUUAUCCACCUGAAGAAGCUAAAAUAGCCCUCGCUGAAAAUAUCGUAAAAGAAUUUCCAAAAUUACGAGACUGUGAAGCAAAAAAAGGACAUGAACUUUAUUAUGAUUCAGUUACAAAGAGAGGCUUCAUUGAAUAUCGUCUUUGGACGAUGAGAAAACAUAUUUCACCUACCAAGAAAAAAUAUAUUCAGGCAGCAAUGAAAAGACGAAAUGUAAAUAAAAUAUUGUUUUCUGAAGAAAAUUCAGAUGAGGAACAUAAUGGUUUACUUCCUGAAAAUUUGUAUAAAGAAAAGAUUUCAUGGAUGAAAUUUAAAAUGCCGUCAAAUGCCAAUAAGUCUUCUAUAUCCGAAUGUAUGAGUAUUACAAUGAAUAACCGGAGAAAAUGGAUUAUGGAAAAUGCCGUUUCAAUAGAUGAAAUAUGUGAUGAAUUUCCUCGAUUAACUGAUUAUUCUGGGGAGAUGAAGAACAUUAUUGAUAAAAGAGAACAUGGUGAAAUGUAUACUGCAACAUUUCCAAAUCCUUCUUUACUACAGAUAUGGCCUGAAGGAACAAACAUAGAGGCCCAAACUGAGAAACUUAGAAGUGAAUCCAAAGGUCCUAUUCAGCCCUAUAUUAUUUUAAUCAAAGGACAAUCUACACAAUAUUUUAUUCAGGCUGAUAAUCGCACUCUAACUUUGAACAAUAACUCGCCUAUUAUGGCACUUGAUUUGUUGUUUAAAACAUAUUAUGUUUUCGAUUUGUUAAUUGGCUUUAUUCUAUAA